Messenger RNA from Camellia sinensis, 698 nucleotides. Lineage: Eukaryota; Viridiplantae; Streptophyta; Magnoliopsida; Ericales; Theaceae. The record is from RefSeq and is a predicted model, not a curated record.
AUAAAAAUAAAAAAUUGGAGCGGGGUUGAGCAGCCAGACCGAGAAACAAUUGGCAAAAAAGUAGACUACACUUCUGGAGUCAAGAGGAGGAGAGUAGUGACUUUCACAUCUGCAUCAAAUACACGAAGAAGCUGAGAGAGAGAGAUAGAGAACACACAGAAUGGAUCUGAACUCUACUCUCCUCGCCCUAAUUCCUUCAUCGACCUCUGUUACUAUGCUACUUGGAUUCUUUGCUUAUUUGGCAAUUGCUGGAUCCAUUAUACCCGGAAAGCUUGUUCCAGGCGUAAUCUUAUCUGACGGCACUCGUCUCCAAUACCGCUGCAACGGUUUGAUCUCACUUAUUUUGCUGGUUGCCUUACUUGGAAUCGGGGUUUGGACGGAUUUCACAUCUCCCACUGCAAUAGCAGACAGAGGACUUGAGCUAUUGUCAGCGGCUUUUAUACUUAGUUUUCUUGUGACAUUGGUACUUUAUGUGGCUGGUCGCAAAUCACAUGAUCAGGGUUCAUCCCUGAAGCCUCAUGUCACAGGAAACCUAAUUCAUGACUGGUGGUUUGGGAUACAGCUGAAUCCUCAAUUUAUGGGCAUUGACCUCAAGUAUGUGAUACGGACUUCAAUUUGAGCUUGUUUUCUUUUUACAGCUGGUCUUCUAGAAUUUUAUUCAGACCAUGCAUUUAAGUUGGGGCAAAUUUCACUCUACG